GGGAGAAAAACACUACAGAAAAUAUACAGCACGGGCAAGAAAAAAACUCCACAAACGACUAUUUACCACGGAGGAGAGGAGACGCGGAUGAGAGCGGAGACUGGAGUCGUUUUUGCCCGAUGUCGUGAGCGGGAACGCGGGAGGAGUAGCGCAGGAUUACCGGGGGGAGAAGCAGCGGUCGGAUUACACUGAAAAGGGAAAACAGCGGUCCAGAGGGGAUGAGGUGACCGCCACGAAGCCUCGGGAAUACGGGAUAGAGUUGUGCGUAAAGACGGAGAAAGGACGUUUUUACGCAGCGCUCUUGGAUCUAUUUCAAAUGUUGUCGUGGUGAUAACUGAUGUUUUUACGCAUUGGGGAGCUGUCAGAUGAUAGUUUCACCCUUCUAAAAAAUACGAGACCGAUUUGAGUUGAGCCCAAACCAACCACCAGUCUGCUGCCACCGACCGCUCCAGUCCGAAAAAGUCCGAGUGCGGUUCGUCGUUUUCCGGAGAGGAGCGGUGGAUUGAGCCGAUGCCAACGGCAGAUUGCAGGUUGCUCCAUCAUGGCCGGGUCAUGAGGUGUCUAACCUGCCUCCUAUUUUUACCAGAAACCCUCAAAAAGUCGCUGAAAAUCGGUACGCUCCCAGGCAGGCUCCCGCUAUGUUCUGAGCUCCUGACUCUCUCACUCAGCCUCAAAAAUAAGAAGAAAAAACAGGCGCAGGAAAAGAAGAUGGCUGCAGAGUUGUACCCCGCGAACGUGAACGGCACCGCGGGCCUCCAGAGCGGGACCACGGUGGCGGACACGGAGAAGCCCAAAGAGGUGCAGGUUUGCCAGGCGAGCAGCAGCACCAGCGCCGCAACCACCCCGACCUCCAACCAGCAAAACAUCACCAACAACAACACGGUGGAGCCGGCCAGCUGGCAAUGCAGCCACCCCACGCUCCGAGAAAGAAAUGCCCUGAUGUUUAACAAUGAGCUGAUGGCGGACGUGCACUUCAUAGUUGGUCCACCGGGGGAGUCGCAGAAGGUCCCUGCCCACAAGUACGUGUUGGCUGUGGGCAGCUCCGUGUUCUGUGCCAUGUUCUACGGAGAUUUGGCCGAGGAGGAGUCCGAGAUCCAGAUCCCAGACGUGGAACCUGCAGCUUUCCUCAUUCUGCUCAAGUACCUGUACAGUGACGAGAUCGACCUGGAGGCUGACACAGUUCUGGCGACUCUUUACGCUGCUAAAAAGUACAUCGUCCCUGCGUUGGCGAAGGCCUGCGUCACGUUUUUGGAGACGAGUCUGGAAGCAAAAAACGCGUGUGUCCUCCUCUCCCAAAGCCGCCUUUUCGAGGAACCCGAGCUGACGCAGAGAUGCUGGGAGGUGAUCGACGCUCAGGCAGAACUGGCCCUUUGCUCCGAGGGAUUCUGCGAAAUUGACCUGCAGACUUUGGAAAUUAUCCUGCAACGCGAAACUCUGAACGCUAAAGAAGUGGUGAUUUUUGACGCGGUUUUGAACUGGGCAAGCGCUGAAUGUAAAAGACAAGGUUUGGGGCCUACCAUUCGAAACAGGAGAGAGGUGCUCGGGAAAGCGUUGUUUCUGGUUCGAAUCCCGACUAUGACGCUAGAGGAGUUUGCAAACGGAGCAGCCCAGUCUGAUAUUUUAACGUUAGAAGAGACGCACAAUGUUUUUUUGUGGUUCACCGCCGCUAAAAAACCACAGCUGGACUUCCCGUUGACGCCCAGAAAAGGGUUGGCGCCGCAAAGAUGUCACCGCUUUCAGUCUUCGGCGUAUCGUAGCAACCAGUGGCGUUACCGCGGGAGAUGUGACAGCAUUCAGUUCGCCGUGGACAAGCGGAUUUUCAUCGCCGGGCUGGGGCUGUACGGGUCGAGCGGCGGGAAAGCAGAGUACAGCGUUAAGAUCGAACUGAAGCGCCAAGGGAUCAUCCUGGCGCAAAAUCUCACCAAAUUCGUUUCGGAUGGAUCUAGCAGUACUUUCCCGGUUUGGUUUGAGAAUCCCGUACAAGUCGAGCAAGACACUUUCUACACGGUGAGCGCGGUGCUGGACGGGAGCGAGCUGAGCUACUUCGGUCAAGAGGGAAUGACCGAAGUCCAGUGCGGAAAAGUGACGUUCCAGUUCCAGUGUUCUUCGGACAGCACCAACGGGACUGGCGUGCAGGGAGGACAGAUACCAGAGCUAAUAUUUUACUCCUGAAUUCUCAAAAAAAAAUAAAAAUACUGAGAAUAAUUGUAAAACUGUAAAAGCCUUUAAAGGUGCAUUGUGGAACUUUUGUGGUGGAGGGUUCGUCAAACACUUUUCUCCACUGACAUCUUAAUACUUUGUCUGGAAAGUUUCACAGUGUGGUUUUAAACCUUUCUAUCAUCAUGGAGACCAAACCAGACCAAGCUGCAGGUCAGAUCUGUGGAGAGGCGACCCCACUCACAGUCAGAAUGUCUGUUUUUCUAGGUAUUUUUAAGCUAUAAAACCACCUGUAAUCGAUUAAACAUAAGGUAGAUCCGUUUAAUGUCACACUGUGGAAUAUUCCAGGCAGAGCAAAGACGUAUCCAUAGAAACAAACAGGUGACGGACCCCCAACCGAAAAGUUACACAGUGCAGCUUUAAUGAAAUGUAGCAAACUAAAGCUGCGAUCACAUAAAAGUACUUCCAUUUUUGAAAACUUGUGCCGGAUGCCCUCCCCUCAUCUUAUAUCCAUGCGUUAAACUGCCCUCGCGUUCUCGUAUAUGCCUGUGUGUGUCAGAUGCCCUCCCAGUAGAUAAAGUCCACAGUUGCUUGAAAUUAGAUGGACAAACCUGAAUGUGCCUGAUUUUGACGUUUAAAAGUAAUAUAAACGAAUUUCAUUUGUACGCGAUAUUUAUGACUGUGCCUAAAUGUAAUGUAAUGUAAAAGCAUAGCAAAAAAUAAUAUAAAUAAUAAUUAUACUUUAAAUUAACACAGCGAUACUGCAUCACAUGUGACCUACUAACACCUAUUGAAAACUGCAAUGUUUAAAGAGGGGGUAUUAACUUCUAACACGUCAUAUAUUUCGAUCACCAUGUUACCUUUUAUUGUUUUGAAAAUGCUAUAUUCACAAAAGCAGCAUAUUAACAUGUUUUAUAAGCUUCACUUUCACUUUGGACGCCGAGUUUCACUUCCCAUUGCUCCCUGCGCCAAGUCACUCCCCCUUCAGAGCGCUGUCACAACACAACUACUGCACAUCGUAUGAAACUACUGCAUGGAUGAUAUCGAAAACCUCUUCAGGCAUGUUUUUGGUUACGGAACAACAUUAUAACAAGCUAAAAAACAUUAUAACAAGCUAAAAAAAAAAGAA
This is a messenger RNA of Boleophthalmus pectinirostris (great blue-spotted mudskipper), 3286 nucleotides long. RefSeq names its product BTB/POZ domain-containing protein 6-B. Gene Ontology annotation, biological process: neurogenesis. The record is from RefSeq and is a predicted model, not a curated record. Gene Ontology annotation, molecular function: protein binding. Gene Ontology annotation, cellular component: cytosol. The transcript is spliced from 4 exons. The coding region runs from base 511 to 2172 and encodes 553 amino acids. Lineage: Eukaryota; Metazoa; Chordata; Actinopteri; Gobiiformes; Gobiidae.